Venturia canescens is the source of this 2765-nucleotide messenger RNA. RefSeq names its product acidic repeat-containing protein-like. The record is from RefSeq and is a predicted model, not a curated record. The transcript has 6 exons. The coding region runs from base 298 to 2274 and encodes 658 amino acids. NCBI's taxonomy places the organism in Eukaryota, Metazoa, Arthropoda, Insecta, Hymenoptera, Ichneumonidae.
ACGACGAGUGUUGCCCCUCUCGAGAACGGUGGUGGCGGAAGCGGUUGCGCUCCCUGCGGUAUAAGAGGCUCUCGCGGAGGCGCUUCGUCUGUUUAACACUCUCGCCACUCGUUGCACGAAGGAGUAGCCCCUCGAAAAAUCAUCUCACCUCCGUGACCGUGUUAUACCACAAACUAAAAAGUAUCGUUAUAUCGACCCCGCGGUCGUUCAACGAACGAACGACCGUUCUUGUUCGUUGAUUUAUCGUUCUUUAUUCCUCGGGAGACAAAGUUUAUAUUCGACGAAUUAACGAGAGCCAUGAAGUCGGUGGCGGUGCUAGCGGUGAUCUGUUGCCUGAUUCUUGGAGAAUCGUUCUCGAGUCCGGUCCCGGAGGUUUCAUCGAACGAAGGAACGAAACCAGCGAAUGCUCUUGGUUUGAGCGACGGAACGGGUCGACAAGCGGUCGCACAACCUGCGGCUCCAGCGGCAUCGGCCGACGACGAUGACGACGACGACGACGACGACGAUGAUGAUCUUGACCUCGAUGACCUUGCCGAUGACGAUGACGACGACGACGACGACGACGAAGAAGAGGUGAAGCCUGCUAAUGCUGCGGCUAGCGCCGACGACGACGACGACGACGAAGACGAUGACGAGGAUGACGACGACUACCUGGAAAGAUUCUUCGACGACAUCCUCGGUGGUGGAGAGGACGACGACGACGACGACGAGACUGUUUCGGUGGUAGAGCCAAUCGUCCCGGCAGCCCCCGCACCAGUCCCAGCUCCGAUUCACUCGGUCCAGCCGGCCCUGAACGCGGCACCUUCGAUCCCCGCGGCCGUUCAAUCCGAUUUGAAUGCUCUGGCCGACGGGGGGGUCGAGGAGGCUGGAAACGUCGCCGAGAAUUCAGGGGUCGAAGGUGAGAGCGGAAGCUACGAGGACGAAGACGUCAGUGACGUAUUGCCCGAGGGACAAGCGGCGGGCGCGCUCGAAGCUGCGAACCCAAUAGAAGGUGGUGAUGUGCAAGCGGAUCCUGUUUUGCUUACGAGCCAAUCGUCAUCCUCCGGGAUUCUUCAACAAGCGUCAGGGGGAACAACGUCCGACGACGACGACGACGACGACGACGAGGACGAGGACGACGAACUCGAAGACAUAACGCAAAUAGACGAAGACGACGAUGACGACGAGGACGAAGACGACGACGAGGACGAAGACGACGAGGACGAUGACGACGAAGUAGACGACGUUAUUCCCGAUAUCGGCGAUGCUCGUCGAGCACGUGCGAUGGAGAUCGAGCCAAGCAGCCACGUGCCAGCGAUCUAUGUAGCGAAAUACAAUCGUUUUGUUGACAAUAUUUUGGGUCGUAUAAACAAAAUUCUUCGUGAAAAUUACGAUCCGGUUACUGUCAAAUUGACUAAUCCAACGAGUAAUUCAAAGAGCAAGACCAAAUCGAGUAAGAAAAAGAACAAAAGAACCAGCACUAAAAAACAUGGCUCAAAGAAGAGCGUGUUCGAUUCGACCUCCAGUGCAAACGCCCUCAAGGUCAACAAAGAAACAACGAACGCCCCGACGACCAAAUAUGCGGAUUCUUCAUUUUCGCAGGAAGCUGACGCUGAAAAUUUGGCGAACAUCGCGACUACCGUGGCUGCGGAAACUCUCUCUAAUUCGGUGGCGAACGCUGCAGUGACGACACCUCGCGUUAUCGAAACAACCGAAGCUCAAGAACCUCUUCAGAGUCGCGCUUCGAUUAAUGGCAAAAAACAGAAGAGAAAGAGAACAAAGAGCAAGAGCAAAAAUAAAACGAAAAACAGCAUUUCUAGCAGUGGGAGCACCGGCAAUAAAAAUAAGGCGAAAGUGAAGAAGCAGAGCAAGCCGAAGGCACGUGCGAUACUGUACGGUUUGUCGUCACUGAAGCGAACGGGAGACGUUUCGGUAAACAUGAUGAGAGAUCACACGACGAUAAAGACGAAAUUUGGUCUUGGACCGUUGAUCCUGAAAGUUGAGAAGGAAUUCGGUCGCGCUACGAAAAAAGAGUUGAGAAGUGCGACAGCGACGACCGCUGAAAUGUCAGGAAGACUCAGCUUAAGAGUUUUGCACGGUGGUGCUGCAACUCUUCACUCUAUUCGUGUGCUCCAGCCCAAACAAGUCCGCGUCGAGAGCGCCGACGACCACGAUCGAACUCGCGAGUUCGUUUGGCGACGAUCCUCCCACAUAGCACAUUUGGUUUCCCAAAAACUAUCCUCCGCGACGAGAUCGAUGCUUCGACCGGCCCCCAUUUCAACCACGGCGGCAUAAUUCAUCAAGCAAAUUAAUCAUUCCACGAGUCCUCGUUGCUUUUGUUUUCCAAAUUAAGAUAAACGACAGAGCCGUCAAUGUACUCGUCCCGAGACUCUACCGAGUCUCUCGAUUCGUAUCGCUCUUUUAAAUUUCGUUUUCAUCUUUGGAAGAACGGAAAAACUCACUUGAAAACGCACCAUCGAUGAAGAAACUGAAAUAAUUCAGAGAAAAUCAAUUGCAUCUUCCACGGUCCUAAUUCUUAUGGCAGAAACGUCAGAGGUCAACCAAGUAUUGAAGCCUUUUCCUCUGCCUAAAAAAAUAGGAUUCGACUUUGUAACCUGGGGACACAAAGACGCGGGGGAUCGCAUUAUUUUUUUAUGCGUGCAAUAAACGUUAAGGAUUCAGAUAAAACCGAAGUAUUUUAUAAAAACGAAGGGGAACGAGGUGAGAAGAAAAUCGUUUGAAAAAAGAGCUUUCGAUGUUGCAUUCGAUCUCCGAUUUUCAGAUUA